Molecule: messenger RNA, 921 nt
Organism: Entrophospora sp. SA101
Lineage: Eukaryota; Fungi; Glomeromycota; Glomeromycetes; Entrophosporales; Entrophosporaceae
Source: the annotation of a GenBank genome assembly
AUGAGAGCACUAACAGAUUUUGUAAGAGCAGAAGAUCUUUCAUUUCAUCAUUUAGAGAAUGAAACAAAGAAAUGGAUGCAAUACACAGCGCUUGUUAUACGCUGUAUAUUGGUCUCUUUCAAUAAUGCAGAAGUGGAAAGUCACAACCGCUGCUUCGUACUGGUUAAAGAACGUAAAUGUCCCGUCAAAGAAGAACAGGAUAGAUACCCGUCAACAACACAAUUUAUUUCAAAUCUAUUUCAAAAUUGUGAUAUUGACAAAUUUAUUGAUUUUUCCUGCGCAUGCUUAGAUGACCCUUUGGUACUUGUAAAGGCUGGUGAUCAUAUUGUAACAAAGAUGACUUUUGGAAAACUAUUAAAAAUUGGAAAGAUCCUAACAACAAACCAAAGGCCAAAUAGAAUUUCAUCUGAAUCGAAUGCUAAACAGAGACUUGCACAAUUCUGGAAGAAGCCGUAUCUUAAACUCAAACUUGUAUUUUCAUUUGAUGAGGCACGCCUUUUACACUUGAUGAAUCUGGCCAAGAACUUUCAACGCAUUUGUCAUGAAAAUCUGAAAUUGUUUGAUCCAUUUUACUUAUUUGACUUCAUUGAUGUUUUUGAUAAAGAUGCAAUUCUUUUUUCACGGUUGUCUUUAUCAAUUUCACCACAAUCUAAGAAUUCCACGAAUCUCUGUUCAUAUGUUUUCCCUGAUAGACAAAGAAUGUAUAUUGAAUAUUCAUCAGAGCCCACUCUUGUAAAAGCUGCAUCUGCAAUGAUGUCAGAUAUGGAGAAUUACAAACGCUUGCUUAAAACUUUAUGUAACUCUGUUAAAAAUGGGAUAGUUGAUGCCGGUUUUCGUGGCAGAUUUAUGAUACCAAUAGUAGUAUUGGAAAAAACAGAAGAGGCAAAAGGGCCUGCUUCGGCAACAACAAAGAUGAGAUGA